Molecule: messenger RNA, 1063 nt
Organism: Colias croceus (clouded yellow)
Lineage: Eukaryota; Metazoa; Arthropoda; Insecta; Lepidoptera; Pieridae
Exons: 2
Coding region: 218-640 (140 amino acids)
Source: RefSeq, a predicted model, not a curated record
UUAUACAACCUGUUGAGUCGCGACUCGCGACUCGCGGCUACGUAGCCGCCGCGUGCGCACAGCCUUAUAAGUAUUAUUUACUAAUAAUUAUUAGACCAUUCAUAGUUUAGCCGAAUAGUUGCAAUGAACUCUUGCAAUUGUCGGUGAUAUCUUAUUUGUGAUUAGACUAAUUAACGUGAUUUAAGCGGGUAUAAAGGGUUAACUAAGCUUGGUAAAAAUGCCGUACAUCAUGGUAAUGGGUGGUAUUAGUGCACCGCAAUUAUCCAAGGACGAAGGAGCGACAGUAUACGGACUGAAAAAGGAUGAAAGAGCAGUCUUAGUAAGAGAGCUCAAUUCAUCAUUUGGGAUGUCCAUUGCGACAACAUCGGAUUUGGAAAGAACGGUCCGGGUAACGCAAAAAGGCAUAACGCUCGUCGUUGUUAAUAGGAUUCAUGGUCUUCUUGGUUACGACGUGGUUUCACACGCGAUGGCUAUGACCAACGCCAAUCGGGAACUCAUCUCCUUCACAAUGUAUAAGAAGAGUAGCCCCAACCCACAUUCUCAUGGCCACUCAACGACCAGCGGUUCACAUUCGCAUAGUCAUUCGACAACUAGCAGCUCACAUAAACCUCAUUCGCAUAGUAAUGUCGUACAGUUAUAAAUAAGAUACUUAACCAUAUAUCUUGCAGAACCUAGGUUUAAAGAAUAACCGAAUUAAUGUAUAGUGAGAUUUUGUAUUUUAACUCUGAGAUGGUCUCUGUUACUAACUACUAUAAAUUAUUAUUUUACUAAAGAAACAGAAAUUCGCUUUAAAAUCAAAAUGAUAGAGCACUCGACGUAUCAGUGUUGCCUGCACCAAGCCUUAUUUUUUCAAUGCGAGUGUAACUUGAGUGUAAUGUAGCUCACGGGCGAAUAAGGCAUCGUAAAAAUAGAAAUUAAACGAAAAAUUCGUUCUUCGAUUAAACAUGGUAUUGUCGGUAUUACCACGUAUUACCUAACUUAUUUUGUUUUAUUAUAUAGUAAGAAAUAUUGCUCUGUGUUAGCAGUAUUAUAUUUUUAAAUAAAAAUAUUAUAUUAAUACAAA